UUCUAGAUUGUGAGUGCACCCUAAAAACAUUGAAGAUGGCUACUGCGCCCGUAAACCUAACCUAAAUUUUUAUAUGCCCUGCGCACCCAAAACAGUGAACGUGGCUAUUGUGCACAUAAACCUUAUUAGGCAGUCUAUGUAAAGGUCCUAGUUUAGGCCUUUCUGGUUUACAAGGGUUUUAGAAGAUAGAUAGUGCACGACAGUGGGCGAUGUCAGGAAGGGUUCUGAAUUUUAAUUGCAGAGAAUAAUACAAUCUUCCAAAGCCAUGGGAAAGAAGAAGAGUUUUUUGAACAAGAAAAAUGCUGCAACAUUCCGCCUGGUUUGCAGAGAUUCAUCCGACGCGGAUCCCUUUGGGUUAUCUGGCCACGCAGACAAAGUUUUUGCUCGUGUUGAUGAUGGCACCAACCAUGUUCCCGGCUUCUCAGAUGACAACCCUAGGCCCCACAUCGCAACAGAUUCUAAUUCCAUUUUUGCAGAUGCCGAAGAAGAGAAAGAUUUAGAUUUAGAAGAAAAUAAUGCAAAGUUUUUAGAUCGAAAUAGUCUUUCAAUCCCAAAUCCAUACAGCGUUGAAGAAGAACGUUCUGGUCCUCUUCCUGAUCAUAUCAGACGAGAAAUUUUAGAGCUUGGUUUACCUGACGACGGUUAUAACUAUCUGCUUCAUAUGAGGGAAAUUAGGGCUUCUGGAGGGGGUUCUUCAUUUGUUCCCAACUCUAAAGCUGACCUCAGUUCCCUGCCUGCUGAUGUCAAGGCUUAUGAUGCAUCUAAAUUACAAGUUCAAGCCCGUAAUGAAGUCGACUUACAUUCAGAAUCUCUGUAUACGGUAAGUUCAAGAACACGCUAUGUUCGCAACAUUAAGAAGGCUGCUGACCCUGAAAUCCUUGGACACCUUGAGAAAAGUGAUUCUGAGGUUGAUUCUGAUGAAGAGCUGGAGGAGGAUUUCAUUAUACAAGCUAAUGAACUGGAAGAAGAAGAGCAAGGAGAAGCUUCUACCAGAUCACCAGAAAUUAGACAAGAGGAUCUUUGUGGCACUCAAUCUUCAAGUGGUCAAGAUAAAUGUGUUGCAUCUUCAUUCGGAAAGCGCUUUGAUGAUGCAUAUGAAUUUCCUACAGGUGGUGCAGCAGGACUUGUGCAGGGCAGUGAAAAACAAAGAACUCCUAGAGUUCUAGAUGAGCAGUUUGAACUGCUUGCUUUACGGGAAUAUAGUGAUGGUGACAAUGAUGGUGCUGAUGUCUUUGACUAUGAUAUUAUGGGUGCUGGUGAUUUUCAUGCCCCUGAAAUUGAUAGUGCAAUGAAAGAGUUUUUGACUAAUAAUUUAGACUAUCAAGAUAAAUACACAGUUCCUGCUGAUGUCCACAUUCUUAGUACUUCAGCAGAAAAUUCAAGGCAGAAUCCAAACAUUCCAACAGCACAUGAUUUUGUCCAAUUCCAAUCUCAGGAUACUACUGUGAAUGAUGUGAUCCGUAAAUGUGCCGAGUAUGCUGAGAUGUAUGCAAAUGAGCCAGAGGAAGAGAAAGAAAUUGUGCUUGUUGAAGAAAGCAGUGACAGUGAAGUGUGGGACUGUGAAACCAUUGUUUCGACAUAUUCCAAUCUUGAUAAUCAUCCUGCAAAGAUAAGUGCUCCUCAAAAGCCAGGUAGGAAGGACCUUUCCGAAAUUUCCCAAACAACUACAAAUUUGAAUGGUUCAAUGAUCUCUCUUCGAGGAAGGCAACAGCUUCCAGUGGGCUUCCUUCCCAACAAGAGGGGUUCUAGUAAGGGGAAAAAGGAAGAAAAGUUGAAAUCUGAAACUAGUUCAAAAAUUCUGGCACAUGCCAGGGUUGGGGAAACACCAGAACAAAAGAAAGCACGGAAGUCUGCAGUGAAGGAGGAGAAAAGGGAAGCAAGAAGAACCAAAAAAGAGCUGAAAGCACUUUAUAGAGGUGAAUCGCAACGUGCUCAGCAUGUUGAUGCUGUUGCUGGACCACCUGCCAUUCAUCUCAUGUAAUGCUAGACUAGGCUUGAACUUUUCCCUGGAGAGGAUGCCAUUGGUAUGAAACAAUUUAUGAAUAGUAAAUUCUUGACCAAAGUUGUAAGUACGGUGAGUGUACUUCAGUCAUAUUUUUCCAAGGUAGGGAUGCUGAUAGAUAUGUCUUUGAGUAUAUGAUAUUUUUGUAUCAAUUGUAAGUAAUGAUUCACUGAUUUUUAUGCUUGUCAACGAAUGCUGUCACACUUUCUCUACAGCAUCUAUUUCUGACAUUAUUGUGGGUAUUUCUGGGUAGUUCAUGCCUAGUAUUGAGCUAUGCAUUUUGGCCUCGAUGUGAGUUUGAUGCCUGAGAAAUAGGGACAAGGGAAGGUGAUACGGAGAUAAGUCAAGAUUCCUCAAACUGAAAGAAAGUAUUUGCAAGUUUAUUUCAACCUUGAACUUGGUCAUAUCUUUUUUAAAACUUGAGUGCUGCAAUUACAAAAACUCAUUGGUCAA
This is a messenger RNA of Cryptomeria japonica (Japanese cedar), 2455 nucleotides long. RefSeq lists its product as uncharacterized. NCBI's taxonomy places the organism in Eukaryota, Viridiplantae, Streptophyta, Pinopsida, Cupressales, Cupressaceae. The transcript is spliced from 4 exons. Gene Ontology annotation, biological process: ribosomal small subunit export from nucleus; ribosomal small subunit biogenesis. The coding region runs from base 266 to 1981 and encodes 571 amino acids. Gene Ontology annotation, cellular component: cytosol; preribosome, small subunit precursor; nucleus. The record is from RefSeq and is a predicted model, not a curated record.